CAGCUGAUCGCAUGUAAAUAAGUAAAUGCCGGUUAUCGGCAUUCCUCUCCUCACGAGCUGUCACGCUGACAGCUUAGGGCACUGAUGAUCAGUGUAGCCCCAUCAGUGCCACCUGUCAGUGUCCAUCAACGCCACCUGUUAGUGCCCAUCAAUGCCACCUGCCAGUGCCACAUCAAUGCCAUAUGCCACCUAUCAGUGCACAUCAAUGCCACAUAUCAGUGCCCAUCUGAGCUGCCUUUCAGUGCCAACUAUCACUGCCAGUCAGUGCCGCCUAUAUCAGUGCUGCCAACUAGUGCCACCUAUCAG
Molecule: messenger RNA, 306 nt
Organism: Staurois parvus
Lineage: Eukaryota; Metazoa; Chordata; Amphibia; Anura; Ranidae
Source: the annotation of a GenBank genome assembly